AUGACUUCUACAUCUGCUAGGAUGCUCGCCAAAACUUCUGUGGUGCUGUGUGCCCUUUGUAUAGCGGCAUACGGCGCCCUCUGCAUGGUGGUCUUUCACGCGCGGAAGCAGUUCCCCCUCGACAAGCAUUCUUAUACACCCGUCCACCGGGAUCCCAUCACUAUUCGCUGCGGCACAGGCUCGAACACUGAAGAAUGCCCGGCACGCUUUAAGUGUACCGCGCCGGCCGACUGCGAGCGAUACUUUCAGGGCGUCUAUUACGAGGGCUGCAUCGGCACCUGUGUCCCUGACAUGCCCGUCAUUUAG
Beauveria bassiana ARSEF 2860 is the source of this 306-nucleotide messenger RNA. RefSeq lists its product as uncharacterized. The transcript has a single exon. The coding region runs from base 1 to 306 and encodes 101 amino acids. NCBI's taxonomy places the organism in Eukaryota, Fungi, Ascomycota, Sordariomycetes, Hypocreales, Cordycipitaceae. The record is from RefSeq and is a predicted model, not a curated record.